AUGCACUCUUUUGAAGAGACUCCAUUUGAUAAACACACAGUGAUAGAGAAGCAUGGCGGGGAGGACGAGCCUCCAGCUUCACAAUCUGUCAAUAACAAGUGCACCGAUAUUUGCCAAGGUGACUUUAAAGGAAAAUCAUGUGCCAAGAUAGUUCUUGUCACUGUGACCCAUAGUGCAUUUCCUGAUAGGAGAUUUCGUACCUAUGCUAUCUUGGAUGAUCAAAGUAACCGUACAUUGGCACAAAAGGAUCUGUUUGACGUGUUUGACAUAGUUGGCGAAAGACAGGAUUACACCUUGUCAAGUUGUGCUGGCAAUACACUUAUGUCAGGCAGACGAUCUGCAGGAUUCACAGUGGAAUCACUUGAUGGUACUUACCGAGUUGAUCUGCCGACUCUUAUCGAGUGUACAGAGAUACCGAAUGAUCGAUCGGAGAUACCUACCUGUGACAUAGCUAUGCUUCACGAACACUUAAGACCGAUUGCUCAUGAGCUACCGCCCACUGAACCAGAGAGUCGCAUCAGUCUCUUAAUUGGCAGAGAUGUGCCUGAAGCACACCAUGUUCUUGAUCAAAUCAUUGGACCUUACUCUAAACCAUAUGCUCAAAAACUAAGGCUUGGGUGGGUUGUCAUAGGAGAUGUUUGUCUACAAGGUCGACAUGUACCAGACAGAGUUUGCGCAAGAAAAACUCAUGUGUUGCAUGAAGGAAGGGGCUCAAUAUUCCGACCUUGUAUGAGUAAGCUCGAGGUUUCUGAUGACUACGGAUUGAGUGAACCAUUGAAAGAGAUCCCCUUUCGGACGAGAGAAGAUAUAUUUGCAUCAAUCGUUUUUGAACGAACCAAAUACGAUGACAAGAUUGGUUUGUCUUGUGAGGACAGAACUUUCAUGGAGAUAAUGGACAAGGAGUUCCACAAGGACAUAGAUGGGAGUUGGUGUGCCCCUCUCCCAUUCAAGCCGUCUCGCGAGCGACUCCCAAACAACAGAAAAAUGGCUCUUCAUCGUGCGAUGUCACUUGAAAAGAGUUUGAAAAAGGACUCAACAAAAUGUGAACAUUUCAUUGCAUUCAUGGAAAAACUGCUCAUCUGCAAGCAUGCCGAAAUUGCUCCAGAUCUGGUCGAAGGAGAAGAAGUUUGGUAUCUUCCACUGUUUGGGGUGUACCAUCCGAGAAAACGUGACCAGAUACGAUGUGUAUUUGAUUCGUCAGCUAAGUUUGAAGGAGUAUCUUUAAACGAUGUCAUGUUAUCUGGUCCAGAUCUUGUCAACAAUCUUAUUGCAGUACUGAUGCGAUUUAGGAAGGAACCUGUUGCCGUGAUGGCCGACAUUCAACAAAUGUUUUAUUGCUUUACAGUACGAGAAGAUCAUCGCAAUUUUUUGAGGUUUCUUUGGUAUCGUGACAACAACUUAGGGAAUGAGCUUGUGGAAUACAGAAUGAAAGUCCACGUGUUUGGCAAUUGUACGUCACCCGCGUUGGCAGCAUAUGGUUUGCGAAAAUCUGCUGAUGAAGCUGCCGACCAGUUUGGUUCUGAUGUGAAAUACUUCAUUCAGAAACAUUUCUACGUGGAUGAUGCACUUAUCUCUGUGCCAACAAGUGAAGAAGCCAUAAGUCUGUUACAAAGAAGUCAAGAAGCGCUCAGGAUGCAUGACAAGUUGCGUCUUCAUAAAUUCGCAUCAAACAGUGAAGAAGUCAUGGCAGCUAUAUCACCUGAUGAUCUUGCUAAGGAUCUUAAGGAUCUGGACUUUGACUCAGACCACUUGCCACUUCAAAGGAGUCUUGGUCUACACUGGGAUCUGGCUUUGGAUGCAUUUACGUUUCGCAUCUCCAUGGAGGGAAGGCCGUACACUCGUCGUGGCAUUCUAUCGACUGUGCACAGUAUUUUCGACCCACUUGGAUUUAUUGCGCCAGUCACGAUUCAAGGUAGAAUCAUUCUGCGAAAGAUUACCUCUCAGUCUGUUGGUUGGGAUGAGCCAUUGUCUGCGGAGCACUUGGACGAGUGGAAACAAUGGGGAAAUUCUUUAGAUUUACUCAAUGAUCUUCACAUUCAUCGAAUGUACGUAGCAUACUCUUUGCAAAAGGCUGUCACCAAAGAGUUACACAUCUUUGCAGAUGCCUCUGAGAAGUCAUAG
Ostrea edulis (European flat oyster) is the source of this 2121-nucleotide messenger RNA. RefSeq lists its product as uncharacterized. The record is from RefSeq and is a predicted model, not a curated record. The transcript has a single exon. The coding region runs from base 1 to 2121 and encodes 706 amino acids. Lineage: Eukaryota; Metazoa; Mollusca; Bivalvia; Ostreida; Ostreidae.